Messenger RNA from Nasonia vitripennis (jewel wasp), 4728 nucleotides. RefSeq lists its product as uncharacterized. Lineage: Eukaryota; Metazoa; Arthropoda; Insecta; Hymenoptera; Pteromalidae. The transcript has 7 exons. Bases 377 to 2440 code for a protein of 687 amino acids. The record is from RefSeq and is a predicted model, not a curated record.
GUCGCUCGAGCCAGACCUUUAUUUCAAAAAUCCAACGAAAUUUCGGAAAAAAGUACAGAAGUUCACUAUUCGCGCUUUCUCUCCCUCCCUUUAAGUAUCUCUCUUUAUCUGCAUGCGGAGUGCGUGUGUAUAAGUGCAUUGCGGUGCGCUCGCGUCGUCGAUGUCGCCGCCGUCUACCAACCAACAAACGGCCUAAGAAAAAUCAUCGUAAGUUUCCCCCGAGUGUGCACAGUGAUCGAGAGAGUAGCUCGUGUUUUACACAUGCAGCACACGGUAUAGUGCACUAUGGAGAGUAAAUAUUUAUAAGAUGCAAGAGUCAUGCUAAGAGUGUGGAAGAAGGUGUCACAAAGUUCGAGAUGCGGCAGUUGCUGAAAAAAUGAGGUUCUCAGCUGUACAAGAGGACGGAUAUCGGGUAGGCUUGGGGCAGGAAACACCCCCCACCGAUGUGGAUGAAAGCAUGAUGGCUGCCACUGGGGAUUUAGAACCAGGUGGCGGCAGUGCCGUAGAAGAAGGUUCUAUGAUAUCUAACCUACCUCUGCUAUUUGCUAGUGGAUAUCCCACAUCAUUAGAAAAAAUUACACUGCCGGAGUUGGAGCGGUUCAUUACAUUCAUGGUUCAGUGUUCUCUGGGACAUGACACAGCGGAGGUGAUCAGUGAACCACAAUGGUGGCCCAAGGAAGUCAAGUUUUCUAUUCCACUUGUAAGGCCCAAAAGGAUCAAUGAUCUUUAUAAGGAUAAUUUGAAAAAACUGGUUUUCCGAUGCUACACAUACCACAGAAGCGAAUACCUACUUCGCUUCUGCUCCUACUUAGCACAGUAUCCACACGACAAAUUGGAAUACGUUAACAACUGGGACUCCACCACGAGUCUCUAUCUCAAAACCAAUGGCAAACUAUUGGUCACCUUCCGCAAUGAGAACAUGAACUACGAUCGGAAGAUCGAGGGUCCUAGGCGAAAGCUUUUGCCAUUGAACAGAACGAAAUCGAAUUACCCAAAUGGCACAACAAAAUCUUUACGCCGACGUUCAGCGCAAAAGCAAGCUCCGUCUCCGGCGAUGGUCGAACCACCCACCGACGAUAUCUAUCUCUGUGACAACUGCGAUGCGGAGCUUGUUGGUUCACAGAAAAUGAAGGAGCAUGAAAAGCUAUGUUACCGAGUUGAACCUAGACCGCUAACUCCAGAAGUCGAGAUAGCCCCGGUGAAGCAAGAUCAGUUCAUGGACUAUUUUAAGCUCCAACCAACCAACCCAGUGAUUCCAAACACCGAGGUUGACAGUACUCUGCCCUGCAACAAGGAUAAUAACGCACAGAACCGCAGCUCCUCGCGUAUUCGGAAUACGGUCAACUUGACCCGCUGUCCGACCAUUCCGUUCUCCUCGCCAGCUGGUCUCUUGCUUGGCAAAAAGUCCAAAAUGAUGACCGAGGCUAUACAACAAGAGCGACUCGAUCGAAUAGAGCGACACUUGACUGCGCCACCGCUCUCCAUAUCCUUCAAGCCCAAAUGGUUCACUAAGACCUAUGAGUUUGAUCGAUGGUCGGUCACCUUUAAGCCUAAUCGGGACAAGACACCGAAAAGCGACGAGUACGUUCACAAGUACAACUUUGGUUACACUGGUAAACCUGUUUUGGAUCUACGGUCUCAGUUGCUGUACGUAAGCUGCAAGCCCAUCUAUGUGGCGAUGGAGCGUUUGUCGGAAGGAGAACUUGAGGCGUUGAAACGCGACCCUUCGAGGUAUAAGAGUCCUGAACGCAAAGUACCACGCUACCGGCCGAGAUCUCCCUCUGUAGAGACAGUUUUCGACCCUCUACCUGGUGACGAGUUCAAUCCGAUCAUCAUCGAUCUCGAUGACGACGAGCCUUCGCUGCCGCCGCCGACCCCGACACCUCCACCACCUGCCAUCCCAUCUUUUCGUCUAGUAAUAACUAACGUGGCCAGUGUCAGCCCUACCGUCCGACCCUCGAUCCAACAGAAUGAUAGUUCUGCCACACACAGCAAACCCGCGACCUACACUGUCAGAACAGGCGUGAAACGUUCGAAAUCAUUGUCGACGCCGAUGACAACGACGAGGCAAAGUAUCAACCAGCCCAUACUGUAUGUAGAUCUAUGCUCAUCGGACGACGAGAUGCCCGAAGAAGACCAGGUGGAAGAGAUCGAGGUGGGUGAGCUCAGUUCCUCAAGUGCGUGCAUAUCAACCGACGAGAACCGUGACCCCAUUCAGAAAUUGCGCUCUCCUACGACGGCAUCGACGAACGUGUCGUCUUAUGUGCGAAGUUCGUUGCUCACGCCGACCAAGGUCAUCGCAAAACCAUGCAUUUACCCAGCCGACUCAACGAGCAACUGGCUCGCGAAUCUCAACACCGACACACAGCACCGAGAAAGUAGCGGCUCAAGUGGCUUUCUCAAGCUCGCGACACCUCCCACCCUGAAGAGUUCGCCCUGAAGAAAAACGGGAAGAUGAUACGAACACUGCUCUCUGACUUUGCCCGGGUUUGAGUUUGUCGUAUGCUCGCGAAUCAACGACUAUUGCACAGCGCUAGAGUGCGAUAGUUAAUCCGAAAAGAGAGUCACUCAUUUAAUCCUUGCUCUUGGAGAAGGUGCGAUUCUGUGCCGAAUAUGGAAUUUUGUCUUUUUUUUAAUCCUCGAAUUGUGCGCGGUUAGUUUUCUUUUUUAAUCUUGUAAUAGUAUAGAAUACAUAUUCGCCUUUUAAAUAGGUCUCAAAUAAUCAAGAGCAACAUGAAAAAGCAAAGAUUACCGUGCAGUCGCGAUCGAUUUGUAUAAUGAGCACCGACCAUCAGCAGAAGAUUCCUGAAUGUAAAACCAAUGGUCUGAGAUCAAAGUGAAUUGCUCCAAGAAGUUACGAGGCAAUAGAAUGUCUGUUAUGGGACAUCUCUACUCCGUUUAAAAAAAACCAUUGUAUUUAUUAGCGGAAAUCAUUUUGGCCGUAAGUACGUGAGUCUACGAAGUUCAAUGAAGUAAAAGUACGCUGUACAGAAUUUUUCGAUUACUUUUUUUUUGUUUACUCUCCUGUUGCCACUGAGUAGAUCUCUCACGACUUUGUUCUUGUCGUUCAUAAUGAACUUUACAUGUAAUAUAUUUAAAUGAGACUGCGAAUGAGAAGAUGUGAGAUGAUUCGUUUGUUUUGUUGUGUUAAUUAUGGUAAAAAUCUGCAAGUCGAAUCUAUUCGUAAAAAACGCGCAUUAUUAAAACGGAAAGUAUAGUGUAGCUAGUUUAGUGAGACAUCCACAGCUGUUUUAAAAAUUUGAAAGAAAUUAUUGAUUUGUUAAAUGCGAUAAAACACAUGGUAUGUCUCCUAACACAAUUUUUAAUUCGACAUCAAGUGGUGCGAGGCGUAAGCGAUAAAAUACAGAAAAGCCGCGAAAACUGAGUUUAAGAUGAUUUGAGCGAGAAUUUAAUAAGUUCGUUGUGUAAGCGUGCAUGUGUGCCUAUUUGUAUGUAUGUGAAUAUCAGUUAUGCCGUCAAACGGAGCCGAGACAAUGUAGAUUUUUCACUCUCCAUAUUUUUAUAUAAAUUUUACUUAAAGCCGAAACGCACACUACAAGCGUUUCUUCAUAGAGCUAGAAAUUUUUUUCUGAUUAUCGAAGUUAUGCAUCGCAUUCUCGGCAUUCGGCCUGUGGUUCAUUUAUUAGCACUUAUGCAUGAAUAUAUUCAUUCAAUAUAUGCUAAGUAAUAAUCAUCGCCGUCUCUUAAUUUAAAAUCCCCAUAUCAUGCUUUUUUUAUUACAAAAACCAUAUGUAUUUUUUCACAAAAAUGGCGCAUUAUUUUAUUUGAAAAAAUUAAUAGAUAAAUAAAAUCAUCUUCAACUCAUAACUAUCAAUUUAAGUAAUCAUCUAUAUAUAGAAGAUCUAUGAAAAGCAAACAAAAAUAUAUAAAGACUGCUCAAAAUAACAAAAUAAAAUUUGUUUGGGGUUUAAGGUAAUGUUAAACCCAUGCGUAAAUACGAUUUGUGCUGAUGAAAAAAAAAUCUCAAGUAAGACGUUACUUUGAAAUUUUGUUUUCAUUUGACACGCGGGUGAUACAAUUUAAGUGAUUUAGGAAAAUAAUUAAAAUGAGUAUUUGCACUUCAAUAUUACAUAGCGAAGAACAAAAAUACAGAAAACGAAAUUUCACGCCAAAAUUUUCAAGCGGCCACUGCUGGUUCGUUUACAUUAUAAUGAAAAAUCGGGAGCCGCCGUUGGCUUGCCGUGUACGACUGCUUUUGUUGAAGUGAUGCGAAUAUAUUUUGUAUUUACGUUCACAAAAGCUUUCUUGUAAUGUAUAAAAAAAGAAUAGAAACUUGUAAAAUAUAUUCUCUCUUGUCGUCAGUUUCCGUCUUUGAGUUGUUAUGAUUGAUAAAAGAAGGCGAUAGAAAUAAAAAAAAUUAAUAUGCUUCCGUAACAAAGUUGAAUUUGUGGGUCAUACCGUUUUGAUACUUUUAUUAUUCAUUUUCAUUUUAGUUAUUCGGCAAGAAAAAAUAAUUUAAAAGAUAUGUCGGUAAUGAUAAUGACUUAUACUUCGGAAAAAUUGACUAUUGAUCUGUAUUAAAAAAAUAUUCAUAACAGUGAAUGAAAAAUAAAUAUUCGUUGAUACAGGCAAACUUUUUAUUCAUAGGUUGAUAGUUUGAGACUUUUUUUAUUUGAAAUAUAAUAUUUUUAGCUUGAUACAAAAUUUUAAUUCUUUAUAUCUGUAUUGAUAUUAUUUAGAAUGAAUGCCAACAUACGUCUUAUAAAA